Molecule: messenger RNA, 1122 nt
Organism: Acanthosepion pharaonis
Lineage: Eukaryota; Metazoa; Mollusca; Cephalopoda; Sepiida; Sepiidae
Source: the annotation of a GenBank genome assembly
AUGGCGGCGUAUAGGAAAUGCAUUGUCAGUGAGCAGUUUCUGAAAGAAGCUGCUGAACAAACGGCAAGUUUAAAUACCAGAUUAUCAAUUGAAAGAAAAAUGAGACAGCCAUUUCUUGACUCUCAGACGGGUGUGGCUCAGAAUCACACAAUGCUCUGGCAGCAAUAUAUCAACAGAUGUCAAGGUCUGAGUCAUGGCCAACUGUACUCAUAUCCUUCAAAAAGAUGGAAGAAACGGAAACGAGCAUUUUUUCCUACAGAAGUUCGAAUAGCACGAGCUGGAGACAUAGAAACUGGUGAAGCAGAUAUGCAUCAAAUCAGUGCCAUAGAAAACCCUGCUGUGCGACGUGGAGAGGCUGAUGAUGACAGAGAAGAUCUGAAAAGUGAAAAUAGCAAAGAUAAAUGGUAUGAAGAAGUUGAAAAUAUCAGUGAACCACCAGAUGUUGGUGAAACAGUUGAUUACCAUUCUGAUAUCAGUGACUAUGAAGAAAUCAUCCGAAAGAAGAAGAAAAAGGAAGGCGAAAAUGCAACUCGAAUACAAAAGAAAAGCUUUGUGCAGUUUAUGAAGAAGGGUGGUGGUCGAGGCAGAAGAAAAGCAGAUAAAGAAUCUACACCAAUUGAUGACAAAGACAAACCGUACUGCUGUGAAGCAUGUGGUGCCCGCUACAAGACAAGACCUGGACUUGCAUAUCAUUACACCCACUUUCACAAUGGGAUGCUGGAUGUUGAUGAAAGCUGCACGCCAUCUCCUCCAGCACAUAAACCACCAGCAAAAACUAUGGAUGGCAAAGUGGCUCCCAAUAAUUACUGUGAUUUCUGUCUUGGGGAUUCACUGGAAAACAAAAAAACACGUCAGCCAGAAGGGCUUGUAUCAUGCAGUGAUUGUGGACGAUCAGGGCAUCCAUCCUGCCUGCAGUUUACCCCCAACAUGAUAAUAUCCUCCUGCGGCCUCUGUGGGACAUCCGAUAACGAUGACCAGCUACUGUUCUGUGAUGACUGUGACCGUGGCUAUCAUAUGUACUGCCUGACCCCGCAGUUGUCGGAACCACCUGAAGGUAGUUGGAGUUGCCACUUGUGCAUAGAAGAAUUCCAUGGAGGCAAGAAGCCAGAAGGGAUGCAGUGA